AUGGGGGUAACUGAAGAGGAGAUGGCGGUGGUCUACGCCUGCCUAAGGGUGCGACCCAGGGCCCCCGGCCCGGAUGGAGUCCCGAACCGGGUAUGGCCACCCUGGAAAUUGAUGACCGUACCUUUUACCACUGAGGCACCUUUUACCAGAUUCCUCAAGGAGGGCAGAUUUCCCCAGACAUGGAAGAAUGCUAGGCUUGUUCUCCUGAGAAAGGAAGGCAAGCGAACAGUCCUUCCAUGUAUAGGCUCAUUUACCUACUGGACUUCGGGGAAGAUGUUGGAGCGAGUGAUCGCUGUCCGUAUCGUCCGGCAUCUAUCCCGAGACGGCCCCAAUUUGUCCGAGGGACAGUUUGGGUUCCGGCAGGUCGACGAUCGACGCAAUCCGUCAAGUUCGAACUCUCUCGGGACACAUCACGUCAGAAGGGGAUGUGGCGUUGGCGAUGUCACUCGACAUCUCCAACGCCUUCAACACCAUCCCCUGGUGAAGACGCAUUAUCUCCUGCCUCCCUACCUAUAG
This is a messenger RNA of Trachymyrmex cornetzi, 516 nucleotides long. RefSeq lists its product as uncharacterized. The record is from RefSeq and is a predicted model, not a curated record. The transcript has a single exon. Lineage: Eukaryota; Metazoa; Arthropoda; Insecta; Hymenoptera; Formicidae. Bases 1 to 516 code for a protein of 171 amino acids.